Momordica charantia (bitter melon) is the source of this 3316-nucleotide messenger RNA. RefSeq names its product Subtilisin-like serine endopeptidase family protein (gene ATSBT5.2). Gene Ontology annotation, molecular function: serine-type endopeptidase activity. The record is from RefSeq and is a predicted model, not a curated record. Lineage: Eukaryota; Viridiplantae; Streptophyta; Magnoliopsida; Cucurbitales; Cucurbitaceae. Gene Ontology annotation, biological process: proteolysis.
UUGAUAUAAUUAAUGAGUCUUCACUUACUUGUACUCAUGAUUUUUAACCUUCUUAUAAAACAUUCGCGGAUGAGUCAUGCAUUGAAUCAAACUAUCUAAGAAUAAUAACAUACCUUCUUGAAGUAAAAUGUGCCUUUUUUUUCUUUGUAUCUACACACAGAAAGUCUAACACUAUUAUGUAAAUAAAGAGAUUAACAAAUUAAACUAAUUAUGCAGUAAAGUCAUCAGGUGAUCCCAUGCAUGUACCAUUAGGUGUUUUAGGGUGCACUUCUGAACUUACAAAUCGUGGCUUAGUUCAGUCUCCUAAUUUCCCAUUUAUUAAUUCUCACUUUAUUUACAACACUCAACUUCCCAUUAAUUAGGAACAUAAACCCAGCAUGAAUCCCUAAAACAAGCAGACAGAUCUCUUCACAACUCUUGGUUUGCAAGUCAUACGUUAUUAACCAAACCCAACAAACUAACAGAGCCCUCAACUUCCUUGGGUUGAUGGAAAGAAGAAAAACCCAUCUAAAUCUCAUGUGUUUUUGUUCCGUAUGUUACCAAAUAAAAAUAACCAUUUAAGGUAUGGCAUUUGAUAAAUUUUAUAUGUACAUAAAAUGGAGAAAUCUUACCGUAUCAUCUCCAAAUCUCCACCACCGCCACUGUCAUAAACUCGCCACCAUUUGAGACCAUGGCGCACUACGUGUGGAUAAGGAAAGGCUUGUCAUUUCGGCAGUGCGCGUGCUCGUAGAACCCACCAACUGAAUUUUCCACCUUCAAUAUCACUUCUCGACCACCAGAUUCCAUCUGUAAAAACAUAUAAAUUAGCAGUGGGUGAGGGGUAGAGCUCUGAAAUCCAGGGAACUUAAUUGCCCACUUCAAAAAAAGAAAAAGCCGCCAUGCAAAGAAUUAUUUAUUUUUCUGUCUUCCUUUUCGCUUCUGUUAUCUUCCUUGUUUCUGUCCAUGGGAAAACAGCUGCUGAAGCUGGAAACAAUGGCGUUUAUAUCGUCUACAUGGGAACUGCAUCUGCUUCAAGGACUGACUUCCUUCGGCUUCUUUCCUCUGUCAACAGGCGGAAUCGGAAUGCAGUGGUGCACACGUACAAACAUGGGUUCUCAGGAUUUGCAGCUCGUCUCUCAGAAAAGGAAACCCAGGAAAUGAGACAAACACCUGGAGUUGUUUCGGUUUUUCCAGAUCCAUUGUUGAAGUUGCACACAACUCAUUCAUGGGAUUUCUUGGUCAGUCAGACAAGUGUGAAGAUCGACGCCAAUCCCACCAAAUCAGAUCCCCCUGCCUCUUCUUCUCAACCAUACGAUUCCAUUAUCGGCAUCUUGGACACUGGUAUCUGGCCGGAAUCGGAGAGUUUUAAUGACAAUGGAAUGGGUCCAAUACCGUUGAGGUGGAAAGGGACCUGCAUGGUAGGCAAUGAUUUCACCUCCUCCAACUGUAACACAAAACUGAUUGGAGCAAGAUUUUACGAAAGUUCAGACAGCGACGAGAUACGGUUCCACUCACCUCGGGACGAAGCUGGACAUGGCACCCACGUGGCUUCAACGGCGGCCGGCAGCGCUGCGGCUAAUGCAUCGUACUAUGGGCUCGCGGCAGGGACGGCCAAGGGCGGAUCCCCAGGGUCAAGGAUCGCCAUGUAUAGAGUAUGUGGGACCGACGGCUGCCGUGGGUCGGCGAUCAUGGCGGCCUUUGAUGAUGCGAUCGCCGAUGGGGUCGAUGUGUUGUCGCUGUCGCUUGGUUCACCGUACUACUUCAGACAGGAAACGAAGGACGACCCCAUUGCCAUCGGAGCUUUUCAUGCAGUUGAGAAGGGGAUUGUAGUGGUCUGCUCCGCCGGAAAUGACGGCCCCACCUCGGGGUCGGUGGUGAACGACGCGCCGUGGAUUUUAACAGUGGCUGCCUCCACCAUUGAUCGGGAUUUUGAGUCUGAUGUUGUGUUGGGCAACAACAAAGUGAUCAAGGGAGAAGGUAUAAAUUUCUCUGCUCUUAAAAAAACUCCUGAAUACCCACUGAUACAAGGCAAGUCAGCCAAGAAAGCCGAUGCCAGUGAAGACAGCGCGAGGAUUUGUUCUGAAGACUCCAUGGACGAAGCUCUGGUGAAGGGAAAGAUAGUUAUAUGCGAAAGCAGUGUAGAAGGAGGCGGUUCUGAUUGGCAAAAUCAGAUUGAAACAGUGAAGGGUCUUGAAGGUAUCGGCAUGGUUUUGAUUGAUGACCGAGCAAAAUUAGUUGCGGAGAAGUUUGAUGGUUCUAACAUAACAGCUAUUAGCAAAAAGGAUAGUGCUGAGGUCCUCUCCUAUGCCAACUCAAGCAGGAACCCAACUGCUACAAUCCUACCAACUGUUACCGUAAUAAACUAUAAGCCAGCGCCUGCUGUGGCAUACUUCUCAUCCAGAGGACCUAAUCCCGCAAUACUAAACAUAAUCAAGCCGGACAUAUCUGCACCAGGAGUGAACAUUCUUGCAGCGUGGCUUGGCAAUGACUCAAACUCUACUCCACAAGGAAAAAAGCCUCCACUCUUCAAUGUGAUCUCGGGAACUUCCAUGUCCUGCCCACAUGUCUCCGGCGUGGUGGGCUUACUUAGAUCGAAAAACCCCUCAUGGAGUCCCUCAGCUAUCAAGUCGGCUAUUAUGACAACAGCAAUCCAGACAAAUAACUUGGGAUCGCCAAUGACUCUGGAUACGGGAUCGGUAGCCACACCUUAUGAUUAUGGAGCAGGAGAAAUAUCAACGACUGGAGCAUUACAACCAGGACUUGUCUACGAAACCGAUAUAACAGACUACUUAAACUACCUUUGUUCCCGAGGCUAUAACCUGUCGAUCAUCAAGAGCAUCUCAAAAACUGUUCCUGAUGGGUUUGAUUGCCCCAAAAAACCAACUGCCGACUACAUAUCCAACAUGAACUACCCAACAAUAGCAGUGUCCGAAUUGAAAGGCAAGGAAAGCAAGAAAAUAAGCAGAACAGUUACAAAUGUGGGUGGCAAUGGUGAAACAGUUUACACAGUCAGUGUGGACGCAGCUGGGGAACUAGAUGUCAGAGUGAUUCCAGAGAAAUUGGAGUUCACGAAGAACAAUCAGAAGCAGAGUUACCAAGUGGUAUUCACCUCAACUGUAGGCACACUGAAGAAAGAUGUCUUUGGAUCAAUAACUUGGACCAAUGGAAAAUAUCGUGUCCGUAGUCCAUUUGUGGUAACUAGUAAGAGUAGUGAGCUGGAAGAUUACGUAUAAAACACAGAACAAAUUGAAAAUAACCAGGUCAACAUUGUAAUACUCGAGUCAUCUGUUUGAACAAUGUUAUCUUCUGAAUAAACAAAGUCGAUGUUUUAGAUGUC